Messenger RNA from Python bivittatus (Burmese python), 7829 nucleotides. The record is from RefSeq and is a predicted model, not a curated record. Lineage: Eukaryota; Metazoa; Chordata; Lepidosauria; Squamata; Pythonidae.
AUGGAUUUCUGCAAAGAAAAAAUAAGGUGGACCUUGUAUCUUGAUCAGUCCCAGAAAUCUUGGAUAGAAAAUACUUUCACCAAACGGGAAUGUGUGUACAUAAUACCAAGUUCAAAGGAUCCUCACAGAUGCCUUCCAGGAUGUCAGAUUUGUCAGCAACUUGUCAGGUGCUGCUGUGGUCGUUUGGUACGGCAACAUGCUUGCUUUACUGCAAGCCUUGCCAUGAAAUAUUCCGAUGUGAAACUAGGUGAAAAUUUUAAUCAGGAACUAGAAGAAUGGUCUGUAGAAAAACAUACGGAACAGAGUUCAACGGAUGCUUAUGGUAUCAUUAAUUUUCAAGGAGGCUCACACUCCUACCGAGCUAAGUAUGUACGAUUGUCAUAUGACACCAGACCUGAAGCCAUCCUACAGCUUAUGCUUAAAGAAUGGCAGCUGGAACUGCCAAAGCUUGUUGUUUCUGUACAUGGAGGGAUGCAAAAAUUUGAGCUUCAUCCACGAAUCAAACAGUUGCUUGGUAAAGGCCUUAUUAAAGCUGCAGUAACAACAGGAGCCUGGAUUAUAACUGGAGGAGUGAACACAGGAGUUGCAAAACAUGUUGGUGAUGCUCUGAAGGAGCAUGCCUCUCGAUCAUCUCGAAAGAUUUGCACUAUUGGAAUAGCUCCUUGGGGAGUGAUUGAAAAUAGAAAUGAUCUUGUUGGGAGAGAUGUGGUUGCUCCAUAUCAAACUCUGCUAAAUCCUUUAAGUAAAUUAAACGUCCUGAAUAAUCUUCAUUCCCAUUUCAUACUGGUGGAUGAUGGCACAGUUGGAAAAUAUGGAGCAGAAGUAAAAUUGCGGCGAGAACUGGAAAAAACAAUCAGUCUGCAACGAAUUCAUGCAAGAAUUGGACAAGGUGUUCCUGUGGUGGCACUUAUCUUUGAAGGUGGUCCCAAUGUUGUCCUUACUGUUUUGGAAUAUCUUCAGGAAAGCCCUCCUGUGCCAGUGGUGGUCUGCGAGGGGACUGGCAGAGCUGCGGAUAUUCUGGCUUAUGUCUAUAAGCAGACAGAAGAGGGCGGAAGUAUCCCUGAUGGAGCUGAACCAGAAAUCAUUUCAACAAUCAAAAAGACAUUUAAUUUUGGCCAGAGUGAAGCAGUUCAUUUAUUUCAGACACUCCUGGAAUGCAUGAAAAAACGGGAACUGAUCACAGUGUUCCAUAUUGGGUCUGAUGAGCAUCAGGAUAUUGAUGUUGCAAUCCUUACAGCCCUACUAAAAGGCACAAAUGCUUCUGCAUUUGAUCAGCUUAUCCUUACACUAGCUUGGGAUCGAGUUGAUAUUGCCAAAAAUCAUGUUUUUGUUUAUGGACAACAGUGGCUGGUUGGCUCUUUAGAGCAGGCUAUGUUAGAUGCCCUUGUGAUGGACAGAGUUGCCUUUGUGAAACUGCUUAUUGAAAAUGGAGUAAGCAUGCACAAAUUUCUGACAAUUCCCAGACUGGAAGAACUUUACAACACUAAACAAGGCCCAACAAACCCAGCAUUGUUUCACCUUGUCCGAGAUGUCAAACAGGGAAAUCUUCCUCCAGGAUACAAGCUCACUUUGAUUGACGUUGGACUUGUUGUUGAAUACUUAAUGGGAGGAACCUAUCGGUGCACGUACACAAGAAAACGCUUCCGAGUGAUAUACAACAGUCUCAGUGGCAGCAAUCGGCGCUCCGGGCGAAAUACUUCAGGCAGCACCCCUCAGUUGCGUAAAAGCCAUGAACCUUUUGGGAACAGGGUGGAUAAGAAAGAAAAAAUGCGGCACAAUCACUUCAUCAAAACUGCACAGCCUUACAAACCAAAGGCCGAUACUGCCACAGAUGAAGGAAAAAAGAAAAAAACCAAAGAUGACAUUGUGGAUAUCGAUGAUCCAGAAACCAGGCGCUUUCCGUAUCCUCUUAAUGAGUUGUUACUUUGGGCAGUGCUGAUGAAGAGACAAAAAAUGGCUCUCUUUUUCUGGCAGCAUGGUGAAGAGUCCAUGGCAAAAGCUUUAGUGGCCUGCAAGCUUUAUCGUUCCAUGGCCUAUGAAUCUAAACAAAAUGACCUGGUGGAUGAUACCUCAGAAGAACUAAAACAAUACUCCAACGAGUUUGGGGAGCUGGCAGUGGAAUUAUUAGAGCAGUCUUUUCGACAAGAUGAAACGAUGGCAAUGAAAUUGCUAACUUAUGAGCUAAAAAACUGGAGUAAUGCCACCUGCCUUAAACUAGCCGUGUCUUCACGCCUUCGUCCUUUUGUAGCACACACUUGUACCCAGAUGUUAUUAUCUGACAUGUGGAUGGGACGGCUGAACAUGAGGAAGAAUUCAUGGUACAAGGUGAUAUUGAGCAUCCUUCUUCCCCCUACUAUACUAAUGCUGGAAUACAAAACCAAGGCAGAAAUGUCUCAUAUUCCUCAGUCCCAAGAUGCACAUCAGAUGACCAUGGAGGAUAGUGAAAACAAUUUUCAGAACAUAGCAGAAGAAAUACCAAUGGAAGUGUUUAAAGAAGUAAGGGUCUUGGAUAAUUCUGAUGGAAAGCAUGAUAUGGAGAGUAUAAUAAAACCCAAGAGGCUUCCCAUUACACGAAAGUUUUAUGCUUUUUAUCAUGCACCAAUAGUGAAAUUCUGGUUUAACACGUUGGCGUAUAUAGGUUUCCUGAUGCUGUAUACCUUUGUGGUUCUCGUGAAAAUGGAAGAGUUGCCUUCAGUUCAGGAAUGGAUUGUCAUUGCUUACAUCUUCACCCUGGCAGUUGAGAAAAUCCGUGAGAUCUUUAUGUCAGAGGCUGGGAAGAUUAGUCAGAAGGUUAAAGUGUGGUUCAAUGAUUACUUCAACAUCAGUGAUACAAUAGCCAUUAUCACUUUCUUCAUUGGUUUUGUACUAAGAUUUGGAGCAAAAGGGAACUUCAAUGAAGAUACUUACAAAGUAAAUUAUGUUUUCGUUGCUGGAAGACUAACUUACUGCCUGAAUAUAAUCUUUUGGUAUGUGAGAUUACUGGAUUUUCUGGCUGUAAAUCAACAUGCUGGACCUUAUGUCAUGAUGAUUGGGAAAAUGGUGGCGAACAUGUUUUAUAUUGUAGUGAUAAUGGCACUGGUCCUACUCAGUUUUGGAGUACCUAGGAAGGCAAUACUUUAUCCUGAUGAAGAACCGUCAUGGGUUCUAGCAAAAGAUAUUGUAUUUCAGCCUUACUGGAUGAUAUUCGGUGAAGUGUAUGCAUAUGAAAUUGAUGUAUGUGCAAAUGCUUCGGAAUUUGCGCAGCUCUGUGUGACAGGAUCAUGGCUAACACCGUUUCUUCAGUCAGUAUACCUUUUUGUGCAGUACAUCAUUAUGGUCAACCUUCUCAUCGCCUUUUUCAACAAUGUGUAUUUACAAGUGAAAGCUAUUUCGAAUAUUGUGUGGAAAUAUCAGCGUUAUCAUUUUGUUAUGGCCUAUCAUGAGAAACCCAUCCUACCUCCUCCCCUUAUAAUUCUUAGUCAUGUGGCUUCUUUGUGCUACUGCAUAUGCAAACGAAGAAAGAAAGAUAAAACUUCAGAUGGACCAAAACUAUUUCUAACAGAAGAAGAUCAAAAGAAGCUUCAUGAUUUUGAAGAGUUGUGUGUUGAAAUGUAUUUCAAUGAAAAAGAUGAUAAAUUCCAUUCUCGGAGUGAAGAGAGAAUUAGAGUCACAUCUGAACGUGUUGAGCAGAUGUGCAUCCAGAUCAAGGAGGUUGGUGACAGAGUCAACUACAUCAAACGCUCAUUGCAGUCUCUAGAUACACAAAUUGGCCACUUGCAGGACCUUUCUGCUCUCACGGUGGAUACUUUGAAAACUCUAACUGCGCAGAAAGCAUCAGAAGCAAGCAAGGUCCACAAUGAAAUCACACGGGAACUGAGUAUUUCAAAACACUUGGCCCAGAACCUUAUUGAUGAUGUUCCCUUACGAUCUUCCAUGUGGAGGAAACACAGUAUUGGCAAUGUGUUUGGUUCUUCUUUCCCCCAAGGAGGCCUUGAAAGUAAUAAUGCUGUACUGUGCAACAUAUCUAUGCAAGAAGAAAACGAUCCAGGACAUAAGAUGACUGGUUUCCCCAAGGGGGAUGAAUUCAGCUUUCCCGAGGCAGGUUCCUCAGGUGGUGCCUUACUUCCAAAAGCCCUUUCUCCCACAGAACUUCGUCAAAGAGUACAGGGUAUACAAGUAUCCAAAUGCAGUAAUAAAGGUAAAAAGGGUGGCAGUUCUUUAAACAGUCUACCAUAUCUAACAUCUUUGUCAGCUAAAUUUUUUGUGAGCACUCCUUCUCAACCCAUUUGUAAAAACCCGUCAGAAAGCACCACAAAGGAUGAAGACAUUCUGGUCCCGAAGGCUGCUGAAGGAGAAAAUGCUAUUGAAUUUGGUGCAUUUGUGGGUAAGUAUAACAAACGAAAAGGUGGGCUUCCAGAAAUUGCUGGGGGUUGCUGCGAUGUUCCAGUUUCUGGCGUCGUUUGUUUUGCUUCCAUCUCCCAACAUUGUGGAGGUUAUAUCAAUUCUGGAUUUACUGAUGAUGAAAAUUAUACUGCUGCUAAGAACUAUUCAGGCAAAUGGAACUGCCAGACCUCUUCUAACUUUGUGAAGACUGUUGCCCAAAGUCAAUUACAGUUGCCUUUUGCUAAUGAGAUCAGAAGUGUUCCUUGUAGUGGAUUGAAAAAGACACAGGAAGUUGAAAGACCAAAUAGAAGUUUUCCAGCAACGUCACCAAAGAGCUCCAGUUUAAGUUCCAGUGUCACUGCACAUCACCAGAAACUCUGGAUCAAAUCUAAGCUGCAAGGUUUGAUUUAUCAAGAAUUGUAUGGUACCUUUAUGGAUUUUGUGGUACUUUUGGUGCACUCUGAGACAGCGAUAACGAGUAAAGAAAAAAGUGAGAGCAUUGAGGAGCAACAGGAAGAUUUCAAAAAAGCAAUUCUGGAAGGCAUGGAGAAAACAAAAGAUAAGGUCAGCAGUCAUGCAGAAGGUCAUCUCAGACAUGUUAGCUCAUAUGGAGGCUUUAGUGACUAUUGUAGAAACUCAUCAGCUGCACAAUCAGAGCAAACUCACAAUAAGAGCAGAAGAGCAUCUAUUGAAGAGAUUCAUCAGGUGGAUUCCAAGGCAGCUUUACUCACAGAUUGGUUGCAAGGCCGAACUUCCUAUAGGAAUGAAAUGUCUUCUGAGGAAGAUGCACUGAAUGGUAUAGCUUCCCCUUUCAAGCCCAUUAUGGAUACUACCUACUACUAUUCAGCUGUGGAGAGAAAUAAUUUGAUGAGAUUAUCACAGAGCAUACCAUUCACCCCGGUGCCUCCAAGAGGAGAACCAGUCACUGUGUAUCGUCUUGAAGAAAGCUCUCCCAACAUUUUGAACAACAGCAUGUCUUCCUGGUCUCAGCUGGGCCUCUGUGCCAAAAUCGAAUUCUUAAGCAAAGAAGAGAUGGGAGGAGGUUUGCGACGAGCCCUCAAGGUGGCCUGCACUUGGUCUGAGUAUGAUAUUCUGAAAUCAGGUCACCUUUAUAUCAUCAAAUCUUUUCUCCCUGAAGUUGUCAAUACUUGGUCAAGCGUUUACAAAGAAGACACAGUGUUACAUCUUUGCUUGAGAGAAAUUCAGCAGCAAAGGGCUGCGCAGAAGCUCACAUUUGCCUUCAAUCAGAUGAAGCCCAAAUCUAUUCCAUAUUCUCCAAGGUUCUUGGAAGUGUUCCUCUUAUAUUGCCACUCGGCUGGUCAGUGGUUUGCAGUUGAAGAGUGCAUGACUGGAGAAUUCAGGAAGUAUAACAACAACAAUGGAGAUGAAAUCAUUCCAACCAACAUGCUAGAGGAGGUCAUGCUAGCUUUCAGCCAUUGGACAUAUGAAUAUACGCGAGGAGAGCUGUUGGUCCUUGAUUUGCAAGGUGUUGGAGAAAACCUGACCGACCCUUCUGUGAUAAAAGCUGAAGAAAAAAGGUCAAGCGAUAUGGUAUUUGGUCCUGCCAAUCUGGGAGAAGAUGCCAUAAAGAAUUUCAGAGCUAAGCAUCACUGCAACUCCUGCUGCAGGAAACUUAAGCUUCCAGAUUUGAAAAGGAACGACUACACGCCUGAUAAAAUCCUGCUGCCUCAAGAAGAUUCUCCAGAACUGACCAUUCAGCCUGGGAGCUGCACCAAAGAAUCCAACUCAACGGGUUCCGGCCACUUGAUGCUGUAGCCACACACCCUGGCUUUUCGCCCACGGCUUGUAGCAGUCAGCCGGGUCCUGGUGCCCUGCGUCUCCUUCCACUGGCUCUGGUCCUGGAAACUGACCCGUAGUUUAGGAGGGCCUUGUGAAAUACAGGCAUUGCCUAUGGCAGAGGAGCCGGCGAGCUGGCAAUUUAUUCUUCAGUUUCUUUUUCCAAGGUGGAAUUGAAUUAAGUAUUUAUGAAGUAGCUUUUUAAAGAAGCAUUUUAGCAGAAGGAUCAACUUUACAUUUUAUCUUGGUCUGUGGAGGGAAUCUCUCCCCUCUCAGCCCCUUCGUGCUGUAGUGCAAUAUGUGUCCAUGACCAAAUGACAUUUUGGCUUUCAGUGGUUCUAAGGCCGAGGGUGUUCCAGGUGUUUGGCAGCUGGUUUCUGUCAACCUGACUAGAGAAAUGGGAGAGAGCUGCCUCCCCCACUCCCUCGCCAAAGGGUUCUUUGACACUUCUCAGGGGGUCCUGAACAUGCUCUCUUGACACCAUGCCAUGUAUGUUUUAUGUGGCUGAAUGAAACGAGCUGCUCCUAGGAAUAUCUAUCCGUAUUUUGGGCCAGUAAGCUUUGAGCUGCAAGGGGUGUGAACUUCCGGUUUCAACCCAGACGCGCAGUGGCCUUGUCUCCUGCAUCAGGAUUCGCCCACCGAAAUGUGGAGCCAGUUCGCGUGGGAUGGAUUCUGUGUAAUGAAUUCCCCAUUUUUAAAAUCAAACCAAUAUACAUUUCAGCUUUAUUAAGGCACUGUCUAUGAAUAGUAAAGCUAUCAAAGAUACUUGGAAGGAGGGCGGGGGUUAAUCACAGUGGUAGAACAGAAAUAGCAUAGACUCUGGUUUUGGAUAAGAAGUUGUCUUUUUUAAGUGAACAGGUGUCCUUGAAACCUAUGUGGCUGCUUCAUUAGUAUUGCCUUCCAAAGAUCUUCUAAACCUGUACAUGGAACAUGAAUGUACACAAGAAUUUUAGGACUUUUUCUAAUGUCAGCCCUGCAGCGUGCCUUCCUGUGCUGCUUGGGAAAUACCCAAAAUCUCAGAUGAUGCAGACAGAGUCUUCUUUGGGGCUCCUUGCUGUGUCUGUGUUGUCCCAACUUCUAGUGAGAACUAAGCUGACCUGGAGGUCUUGCAAGGGACCAGCAGCGUCUGGCAACGUUUGAGGUAUUGGAAGAGAGAGAGAGUUCUGGUUCCCGCACAUCCUAAGUGACAUCCAAAAAGAGCCCCUCAGUUGUAUUUAAUAUUGUGUGAGAGCACAUCUUUUAUGUUAUCUAUGGGACUUAUUUAAAAGAAAAAAAAAUAGGGUUGAAUUUACAUUAUGUAAUGUACGGGAGAUUGCAAUGCAACUUUAUGCCAAUAAAAUGUAAUUUACCUGUCCAAAUUUGUUGACAUUUCAACAAGAACCUCUUUGUCCAACUAAAGUUUCAUGCUGCAAGUUUUUUGUUGUUGUUGUUAAAUAGGUACUAAUUGUAAUUUUUAAUUAAAAGGCAUCAUAACGCUUAGUAAAUCUUUUUUUAAAAAAUUUUGUAGUGUAUCUUAUAGAUACAGACAUUAAGGCACGAACACAAUAGCUGUUUAAAUGGUGGUUUAUGUCGCUGGGGGAGGAAAUAUAUAGUGUAUUAAAGCUAUAAAACUGUAUACAUUUUAUAUAUCAAUAAAUCUUUAAACAAUCCCAAAUAAAUUUAUUCUUGUU